Elaeis guineensis (African oil palm) is the source of this 951-nucleotide messenger RNA. NCBI's taxonomy places the organism in Eukaryota, Viridiplantae, Streptophyta, Magnoliopsida, Arecales, Arecaceae. The record is from RefSeq and is a predicted model, not a curated record.
AUGGUGCCGCGCCCCUGGCGUGGUUUCUGGAACAGCAUCGGCACCGCGCUGCUGAGCGUGGCCGGCAAGGCCCUGCCGCCGUACGAAGGCGCAGAACAAGCCGCCAACCGCCCCGCGCCCGAAGCCUGGGAAACCGCGGCCAACCGCCGCCGCGCGGUGUUCGUGUUGCUCACCGUGUUGACCACGGGUCUGGCGGCCAGCCUGUUUGCCCGCGCCCAACCCGAACACGACAACCUCUGGCUUCAAUACGGUCAGCUCGCGCUGUUCGUGGUGCUUUCGGCCUGGGUCGUGACCGGUUUCGUGACCGCGCUCAUGGGCUUCUGGGUCUCGUUGCGCGGUGACGCGCACACGCUGUCCGCCGCCGCGGUGCAGCACCACCCCAUGAACCCCGACGCGCGCACGGCGAUCAUCAUGCCGAUCUGCAACGAGGACGUGGCCACGGUGUUCGCCGGCCUGCGCGCCACCUGCGAGUCGCUCGCGGCCACCGGCCACGCGCGCCAGUUCGACGUGUUCGUGCUCUCCGACAGCUACGACCCCGCGAUCGCCGCGGCCGAAAAAGCCGCCUGGGAAAACCUGCGCGCCGCACUGGCUGCCCAGCCCGAGCUGCCACAGAUCGAGGUGUACUACCGCCUGCGCACGCGCCGCAGCCACCGCAAGGCCGGCAACGUGGCCGACUUCUGCCGCCGCUGGGGCAAGGACUACCGCUACAUGGUCGUGCUCGAUGCCGACAGCGUCAUGAGCGGCAGCUGCAUCGUCUCCAUGGUCAAGCUCAUGGAGGCCCACCCCAAGGCCGGCAUCGUGCAGACCGCCACGCAGGCCAUCGGCCACGCCACGCUGCACGCCCGCGCGCAGCAGUUCGGCUCGCGCGUCACGGGUCGUUUGUUCACGCUGGGCAUGCAGUUCUGGCAGCUCGGCGAGAGCCACUACUGGGGCCACAACGCCAUCAUCCGC